Messenger RNA from Scomber japonicus (chub mackerel), 2021 nucleotides. RefSeq names its product MKKS centrosomal shuttling protein (gene mkks). Bases 91 to 1797 code for a protein of 568 amino acids. The record is from RefSeq and is a predicted model, not a curated record. Gene Ontology annotation, biological process: developmental process; protein folding; chaperone-mediated protein complex assembly. NCBI's taxonomy places the organism in Eukaryota, Metazoa, Chordata, Actinopteri, Scombriformes, Scombridae. The transcript is spliced from 4 exons. Gene Ontology annotation, molecular function: ATP binding. Gene Ontology annotation, cellular component: nucleus; cytoplasm; kinociliary basal body.
UUCACUACACAAACUAAACUUACUGUCUGAGCGACUUCAGUAAGGAAAGGCUGUCAACAAUGGUCCUAAGGUGAAACAGCAGCUGAAGCGAUGUCUCGAGUCGAAAAGAAAGCUCCGUCUCUUUGCACGGAUUUACCACUGGACAACACUGAUAUUUGUAACAAGCUUCAGAUUCUGGAGCAGCUUCUGAGAUCCUGUUUUGGUCCCACGGGUAGACUGAAACAAGUUCAUAACAACAUAGGAGGGCACGUUGUAACCACCUCAUCUUCCUCAGUGCUGCUACCAGCUAUUUCUUCGCCUCAACCUUUUAUUAAUCUGAUAAUAACCUCCAUCCGCAACCACGUUUCUCGUUUCAGUGACUGUGGGUUGUUUGCUGCUAUUCUUUGUUUGGCUCUUAUUGAACAAGCAAAGCAAACUGGUGUCAGUGGAAAUGUGGCUAUCAGACUGAACAAGUACUUUCUGGGUUUGUGCACCAGUUACCUUCAUCAAGAAGACUGUGGGUGUAAAAUGAAGCUCGACUUCUGCAGCAGCCACAACUUGAUUACAUUAGCUCACAGUGUCAUCUCCAGCAAACCAGCCAGUGUGCUUACAGAGCCAGAGGCACUUCACAUCAGCAAGUUGGCAGUGCAAGCUUUUUUACUGACUGUUCCUUGUAAUAGCCCAGGCAUUGUAAGUCUUGGCAGGAUAGUGACUGUCUCAGUUGAAGGUCAGUGUGUGCUGGACUCUGCAGUGUUUCCAGGCUUACUGGUGGAGUUAUCUGAUGUCUUUGGCAUCUUCAAGGUGGAGAAUCUGUCUUCUCAUCCACUGCGUGUGGUAUUGUUUAAUGUAUCUCUCGCUGGGGAUCUUUCUGAGCUAGGAAAUGGGACAAUUGAGGUGCACUGUGGUACAGACACAGACUCUCAAAUCCUGGACCAGCUCCUAGAGAUUGGCAAACAGGUGGUUAAAGAUGAAGUGAAGCUCUUUGUGUGCCAGAAGGUCAUCCACCCAGUCUUGCAGCAAUUUCUGAGGAGUCACGGUAUCACAGUGAUUGAGAGACUGGGCAUCACUCUCAUGGAGCCACUUACUCAGCUGACAGGUGCUCAACCUGUGGCCACAUUACAUACCACAAUCCCACUCAAGGCCUAUGGAAAUGUGAGGGGUCUCAGUUUUAGGCAAUUUGGAUCCAAGACAAUGCUGCAUUUACUCCCUCCUGAGGAGUCAGUGAUCUGCACCAUGGUCCUCUGCCACAGGAAUGAGACGAUGUUAAAUGAGUUGAAGGUGGUGUGCCAGAAGACAGAACAUGUGUUGCGGCUCGCCCUGAGGGAACCAUAUGCGCUACUUGGAGGUGGGUGCACUGAGACCCACCUAGCUGCUCACAUCAGACACAAGAUCAUGAAUGAUGUCAUUGACACAGCGUCAGUGUUGGGGUGCUCACAGACAGAGUACCUGCUCGGCAUGAAGGCAUUUUGCCGCUCUCUGGAGUCUGUAGCCACAGCACUGGAGCAUGACGGUGGGAAUUCUCUUAUUGAUCUGACUUAUGCUCACCACUGGACUCUCCCUGCGGAUGCGAUACAAGAACACAUGGAGGAUAGCUUGGGCUGUUGUGGCUGUGGACUGGUGGAAAGUAGUCCAAAUAUGAAGUGGAGUUAUUUGAACACUAAAUAUCCAGAGUUCUUACCUGCGCCUUUGUCUAGAGACACGGCCGUGCUACCGCGUGUGCUGGACUCCUUCACAGCUAAGCUCAAUGCAUUGCAGGUUGCUGUAGAAACUGCUAAUAUUGCUCUUGAUAUACGCUAUAUAAUUCAAGAUAUGAACUAGCUGGUUUGUGAUGAUCAUCUUGAAAGUGUUUUGUUUAAUCAUAGCAUCAUAUUUGUACAUAUUUUCCUUUAGAGAUAUAAACUCACCCUUUUUCUUAAUUUUGCGGCCUACUGGCUAUAAUAUACGAGCCUUGUUCUCAGCUCAAAUUUGGUAUAUGUGUUUACUCUUAGUUUGGUGUUUUGUUGGCAGGAAGCAACCUUUUGUCCACUGUCCAAAAUUUAAAA